Closterium sp. Yama58-4 is the source of this 710-nucleotide messenger RNA. The record is from the annotation of a GenBank genome assembly. Lineage: Eukaryota; Viridiplantae; Streptophyta; Zygnematophyceae; Desmidiales; Closteriaceae.
GCUCGUCAAGCCUAUCGCGUUCGGCCAAGAGGCGAGUGAUACCAACAAGGGAGUUCUCUCCAGACGAGCUGUGCCGGGCCACUGGCAACUGGUCAGGGGACAGCCUCAUAGGCGCAGGGGCCUUCCAUGACGUGUACCGGGGGGUGUCCCCGCACGAUGGCACCACGCUGUGGGCUGUGAAGCGCGCCAAAGUGCUCAGCAAUGAUUAUCAGAGAGAGAUAGCUCAGAUGUCGCCCAGGAGCCACCCAAACGUGGCUCGGUUACUGGGGUACUGCAAGGCACCGCCACUGGAUGGCUCUCCGGGCGCCCGCAUGGAGCAGAUUCUCGUCUAUGAGAUGCUUCCCAACGGUGGCCUGGACGAGUGGAUCGGAGAAGACUGCGCCACGCCGCUCACGCUGCUGCAGCGGCUGCACAUCCUGCUGGGGGCGGCCAAGGGGCUGGCGUAUCUGCACAAGUUUGGCAUCGUGCACCGCGACAUCAAGCCCGCCAACAUCCUGCUCGACUCCAACAUGCAGGCGAAGGUGGCGAAUCUGGGCGUGGUGAGGGUGGGUGAGAGCAGCGUCGUGAGCUUCACAGACCCAAGCUACGCGGAGACCAUGCACGCCAGCACGGCCAGUGAUGUGUACAGCUUCGGCCUGCUCAUCCUCGUCACCGUUGCCAGCCAAGCUGUGCUGCUGGAGGAUGAAUUUCAAACCAACACUCUGCAAGCG